AUGGAAGACCACAGUGACAGCGGUCUGGAGGUCCUCAAGUCUCGAAGGAGGAGGUCGGUCUUCCUUCACACUGGAGUCCGGAUCUGUCCCCAGGAAAGUCUUGGUGACGUCCUGUCCAGUCACCGCAACUACUACCAGCUGAGAGUUUGCCAGGAGGCGGUGUGGGAGGCUUUUCGGAUCUUCUUGGAUCGGAUCCCUGGGACCUCGGAGUACCAGUCCUGGGUCCAGGCCUGUCAGACUGAGUCACUGUGCAUCUCCAACAUCGCCCUGAACUUCAGCAGCUCUGAGGAGCAUCUGAGCCUGGUCCACAGGAGAAUGAACCGAGUGAGAGACCACAGACCUCCCUCACGGGCGACCGUCACAGCGGCUCCAGUUCACAGACCUCCUCACAUCUCUGGUUCUAAAGCUCCGCCCACAGUUCAGUCCGUUGUCACAGCGGCAACGAGCCGAACCAGCCAAUCACAGACGUCCUCUGAUGACGUAGACCGAGAUAACCUGAUCCCUGAGGUCCACAGUGACUCCACAGAGAAGCCUGCUCCAAAUGUAGACAAGAUUUUAGACCAAGGAGAAGACCAGGCCAUAGACCAAGCCCCAGACCAGGCCAUAGACCAGACCGUAGAUCAGAAUGUAGACCAGACCGUAGAGCAAACCGUAGACCAGACCGUAGAUCAGACCGUAGAUCAGACCGUAGAUCAGACCGUAGAUCAGACCGUAGAUCAGACCAUAGACCAGACCGUAGACCAGAGGGACCUACCUCUGGACCAGCGUGUGGACUGGACCGUGGACCUCCUGGACCCGGGGUACAGGGAGCUGCUGGAGGAACAGGACUCACUGCACGACCUGAGCAAACAUCUACAGGAACAGAUGCAGAGCGCCUUCGUCUCUCUCCCGAGCUUCAGGUCUCUGUCUGUGAUGGACAUCAGAACCAUCCAUAGUGGGAUCUCGGUACAGUUCUCGCUCCUGUUGAGGACCCCAGACCUGGUCUUGGCCCGGACUUCAGACCCAGAUCUACAAGACCUGAUCCGGACCAGACUCAGAGACGAGUCACUGCUGCCUCUAGACCUGACCUCACUCAGUUUCAGUCCAGCGGUGCUUGUGUCGCCUGUGCCCCAGCCGACUGAACCAGACUCACACAAGUUAAAAGUGGUGCAGGAGGUGGAGGAGGUGCAGCAGGAGACGGAAGUGGAGAGGCCUCCUCUGAUGCCGCUGGAGGAGGAGAAAGCUGUGGUCUCUCUGCUGGUCCCCAGCCCCAUGACCUCUGUGGAGACCUCAGUGGAGACCUCAGUGGAGACCUCCAGGCCCCUUCUCCACAGCCCAGGACCUUCUCCUGAGGCUGAAGACCAGACCACACACACAACCAUCUCUCCCAAUGAGCUCCCAGAAGAUCCAGGCUCAGACAGCUCCUACAGACCUCCCACCACCGACAAGGUCACAUCCCCAGAGGAGGUCACCACACCCCCAGAGGAGGUCACCACUCUCCCAGAGGAGGUCACCACACCCCCAGAGGAGGUCACCACACCCCCAGAGGAGGUCACUACACUCCCAGACAUCACCGGACAACCGGCAACGCAGCCACCUCCAGAUGAUCAGGAGAAUGCCAUUCCAGAGGAGGGGGAGAUCCAGAGGAACUUAGAAGAGGGUUCCAGAGGAGUGGAAGUGCUGAGGGAACCUGAGCUUUUCAACAAAGACCUGAAGACUGAAACAGCGAUGGAUUCUAAACAUCUGGGUGGAACCGGGGACAUAGCAGCUCCUCAAGAGGUGGUCGUACGGACAGAUUUGCCUGAGCCUGAUCCAGAGACUUCAGAAGGAGCUCCAGAACCUGCUGACAGUGAGCGAGGAGAUGGAACUGUUGUAGUCGGAGAAGCCGUGUCUCAAGAUGAAAAUCUGAGGCAAGAAAUUGAAAGUGUGGAUUGGAUUCAUCCGUACGGGAAAAUGGGAGCGGAUUUGGAAGACGAGGUGAGACAGGAAGCAAAGGGAGAGGUGGAAGAAGCAACGCCGUUCACCACAAAACUGGAAGACGAGGUAGUGCCAAUGGAAGUCGAGAAAGAAAUGGUAUUGGAGAUAGAAGCUGAGUCUGAUGAGAAGGUUGUCAGCUCAAAAGAGGAGGAACCAAAGAUCAGAGAAAUAGAUAGCCCAAAACUAACAGAGCCACAGACAACAGCAGAGGACAUUUUUGUAGUCCUUCCAUCACCAGAAGAUGAAGAAACUGUAGUGCAAACUGAAGGGCCAGAGCUCAAAGAGACAAAACCAAUGACAGAAGACAUGUUUGUAGUCUUUCCAACGCCUGGAGAAAGAGUUGUCCAAACAGACAGUCCAAAAGAAGAGGAAACUGCCGGAAGGCCAGAGACAGAGGAGGACACAUUUGUAGUCCACACCACUCCAGCUGUUUUAGUCCACAAAGAAAAUGAACUGGUCAUUUUACCGCCGCUAGAGGAGGAGCCAAAAUAUGAGGAUGAUGUCACGGAGGACCAGAAGGAAGGAGACAAAAUGGAAGACAGAGUUGUAGUCCAGGACACUGGACCAGAGGAGACUGGACCAGAGGAGACUGGACCAGAGGAGACUGGACCAGAGAAGACUGGACCAGAGGAGACUGGACCAGAGGAGACUGGACCAGAGGAGACUGGACCAGAGGAGACUAGACCAGAGGCGACUGGUCCACAGCAGACUGGACCAGAGGAGACUGGUCCACAGGAGACUGGACCAGAGGAGACCAGACCAGAGGAGACUGGUCCACAGGAGACUGGACCAGAGGAGACUGGACCAGAGGAGACUGGACCAGAAGAGACAGGACCAGUGGAGACGGGAUCAGAGGACACUAGUCCUGGACUGGAGCCGGUCUCUGAGUCCAUAAAGAUCCGCAGACCUCUGGAUGGCCGUGAGGGGACUGUGUUCAGAGGGAAUAGGGUGGAGGAGUUUGAGGAGAUGAAUGUGCUGACGAUGGAGGAGACAGAAGAAGAAGAGGAGCGAGGACAUGAGAGCCCUAUGGAAACAACUGCAGCUGCUCCAGCGGUCCUCCACGUCUCUGCUCCUCCAGGUCCAGAGGAGGUCCUCCACGUCUCUGCUCCUCCAGUAGCAGAGGAGAGGAGGUCCCCCAUGUCUCUGCUCCUCCAGUACCAGAGGAGGUCCCCCAUGUCUCUGCUCCUCCAGUACCAGAGGAGGUCCCCCAUGUCUCUGCUCCUCCAGUACCAGAGGAGGUCCCCCAUGUCUCUGCUCCUCCAGUACCAGAGGAGGUCCCCCAUGUCUCUGCUCCUCCAGUACCAGAGGAGGUCCCCCAUGUCUCUGCUCCUCCAGUACCAGAGGAGGUCCCCCAUGUCUCUGCUCCUCCAGUACCAGAGGAGGUCCCCCAUGUCUCUGCUCCUCCAGUACCAGAGGAGGUCCCCCAUGUCUCUGCUCCUCCAGUACCAGAGGAGGUCCCCCAUGUCUCUGCUCCUCCAGUACCAGAGGAGGUCCCCCAUGUCUCUGCUCCUCCAGUACCAGAGGAGGUCCCCCAUGUCUCUGCUCCUCCAUCACCAGAGGAGGUCCCCCACGUCUCUGCUCCUCCAUCACCAGAGGAGGUCCCCCAUGUCUCUGCUCCUCCAGUACCAGAGGAGGUCCCCCAUGUCUCUGCUCCUCCAGUACCAGAGGAGGUCCCCCAUGUCUCUGCUCCUCCAGUACCAGAGGAGGUCCCCCAUGUCUCUGCUCCUCCAGUACCAGAGGAGGUCCCCCACGUCUCUGCUCCUCCAGUACCAGAGGAGGUCCCCCAUGUCUCUGCUCCUUCAGUACCAGAGGAGGUCCCCCAUGUCUCUGCUCCUCCAGUACCAGAGGAGGUCCCCCAUGUCUCUGCUCCUCCAGUACCAGAGGAGGUCCCCCAUGUCUCUGCUCCUCCAGUACCAGAGGAGGUCCCCCACGUCUCUGCUCCUCCAGCACCAGAGGAGGUCCCCCAUGUCUCUGCUCCUCCAGUACCAGAGGAUGUCCCCCAUGUCUCUGCUCCUCCAGCACCAGAGGAGGUCCCUCACGUCUCUGCUCCUCCAUCACCAGAGGAGGUCCCCCAUGUCUCUGCUCCUCCAGCACCAGAGGAGGUCCCUCACGUCUCUGCUCCUCCAUCACCAGAGGAGGUCCCCCAUGUCUCUGCUCCUCCAGCAUCAAAGGAGGUCCUUGACGUCUCUGCUCCCCCUUCUCCUACAGAGACAAUCCACUCCUUUGCUCCUGAAGCAUUCUCAGUGCCAGGUUCUCCUGCGCCUCCACACACACCUCCUGGAGCUCCUCUAG
This is a messenger RNA of Knipowitschia caucasica, 4248 nucleotides long. The record is from the annotation of a GenBank genome assembly. NCBI's taxonomy places the organism in Eukaryota, Metazoa, Chordata, Actinopteri, Gobiiformes, Gobiidae.